UAACAACUCACUUCACCAUCUCCAUCACUCUUUACUGAAACUAAUAAAGCUCAUAUCUCAAAGACUAAUGGCUUCAAGAGCCCUAACCUCCUCCACUGCCCUUCUCCUCACCUUCAACCUCCUCUUCUUCACUUUGGUGAGCUCUACCUAUUGCCCACCGCCGACGCCAAAAGACCAUGGCGGUCACCCAAUCAAACCAUCACCGGUACCAUCAAAUAAGGGUAGUUGCCCCAGGGACACUGUAAAGCUGGGAGUCUGUGUGAAUCUGUUAAAAGAUUUGUUAAGCGUUACAGUUGGAACCCCACCAAAGACUCCUUGCUGCAGCCUUAUCAGCGACCUUGUUGAUCUUGAAGCCGCUGUAUGCCUUUGCACCACCAUCAAAGCUAGCAUCUUGGGCAUUAACCUAAACCUUCCAGUGAACUUAAGCUUGUUGCUCAACUACUGUGGGAAGAAGGUUCCAGAAGGAUUCAAGUGUGCAUAAGUAAAUGCACUAUGCUUAUUUCUAGUUGUAUCUGAAAUCUUAUCAAUUCUUGUGUUGUAUGUUUCGGCUUCUUGGAGACAUGCCAUAACGUUUAUGCAAUAAUUUCGUUUUGCCACCUUUUAUUUUUCUCUUAAGCAUAGAAGACUUGUUGUUUUCUUCAAUAUUCGCAUUUGUAUUGGUGUAUUCAAUUGCAACUGAAAUUUAAUUUGAUUAUUUUCUUUAA
Messenger RNA from Manihot esculenta (cassava), 704 nucleotides. Its product is annotated as 14 kDa proline-rich protein DC2.15-like. NCBI's taxonomy places the organism in Eukaryota, Viridiplantae, Streptophyta, Magnoliopsida, Malpighiales, Euphorbiaceae. The record is from RefSeq and is a predicted model, not a curated record. The coding region runs from base 68 to 481 and encodes 137 amino acids. The transcript has a single exon.